AUGCUGAAUGCGCUUUUAUCCAUAUAUAUUGGAUGGCUAUUAGGUUUAGUAUUAACAACAGUCUUACUAAUAAUAUUCGGCUAUGAUUGGGGGCCACUACCGCAUUUAUAUGUUAAAUUAGUGAAAUUUGUGCAAAAUUUUUAUCCACAUAAUUAUCCACAAACUCAUACAUCAUGGCCAGCAAUUAUUAAACAGUGUGAUACAUCAUUGCUUCGAAAACAUCGUGAUGACUCAUUAUCAUCAUUUUAUUUCAGUGAAACUCCAAUGCUAAAUGUGUUUGAUGUUUGUUCGGAUGCAUUUAAAGCUGGCUUCGAAGCAAUUAUUCAGGAUCAAUUAAGCGUUGCAUUCGAUUCCGCUCCACCAUUCUAUAGCACAUUACUGGAACAUCCUGGCCGAUUACCAUUUCUAGAUACAAAACAUCGCAUUUCACGACGACACAUUUUUGGCUACUUUGUCGCAUUACUAUUUCGCUAUGGUGUUUUAUUACCAAUACGAUUAUCAUUAAUGUUUGUUUCAUUUAUUUUCUCAACAACCGCAAUUGUUGCUGAACACUUUAUGGAUAUGACUGAUGAACAAAAACUACGUGUUGGUAUUAUGAAUUGUCGAUUAUUUUGUGCUGGAAUUGGCCUUGUUGCCAAAUAUCAUAAUCGUCAAUAUAGGCCUAAACAUCCAGGUAUUGCGGUGGCGAAUCAUUUAUCACCAAAUGAUAUACAGGCAAUUUACGCCGAUAUUGACCCAAAUAAUGGUUAUGGCUUUACAGUAACGGGUCAACGUCAAACUGGUCUUAUUUGCUUUAUUGAAACUAUUGCCGAAAAAUUAAUUCCAACACUAUGGGUUGAACGACGUAGUGCUACAGAUCGUAAACGUUUCAUGGAUGAAGUGAUUCGAAAAGCAAAGGCUGAUGGCCCAGUGUUACUAUUUCCUGAAGGCUAUUGCACGAAUAACACGCGUGUUUUACAGUUUCGAAAAGCUGUUUUUGAAGACAGUGUUGUUAUUUAUCCUAUAGCAAUAAGGCAGAAUGCACGUUUUGGAGAUUCAUUUUGGUCAGAACCAAAAUUUUCGCAAUAUUUACUACGCGUACUAACGUCAUGGGCAAUGGUUUAUGAUGUCACUUAUUUGGAGCCACAACAAAAACAGCCAGGUGAAAGUAAUCAAGACUUUGCACAGCGAGUUCAGAAGGCUAUAGCUAAAACCGCGGACGUUGAAAGUAUCGCAUUAGACGGUCGAUUAUGGUAUAUGAAAAGUGAACAGCAACGACUGAAAACACUGCAAAUGAAAAAUUUAGCAAGACGUUUUAAAGAUCUCAUUACCGAACAAACAGAUUAUGAGACAGUUCAGAUGAAGUCAUCAAAAUCACUGAACGAUAUCAAAUCAUCAUCAGUGUCAUCAACUGUUUCAAUUAAUGGAGUUUCAUUGACAUGA
Messenger RNA from Brugia malayi, 1422 nucleotides. RefSeq names its product Acyltransferase family protein. Gene Ontology annotation, cellular component: endoplasmic reticulum. The transcript has 7 exons. The coding region runs from base 1 to 1422 and encodes 473 amino acids. Gene Ontology annotation, biological process: triglyceride biosynthetic process. Lineage: Eukaryota; Metazoa; Nematoda; Chromadorea; Rhabditida; Onchocercidae. Gene Ontology annotation, molecular function: glycerol-3-phosphate O-acyltransferase activity. The record is from RefSeq and is a predicted model, not a curated record.